AGGCUUUAAACCCUAAUGCGAAACCUUUCACUGCCUCUCGUGCUCCGCGUCUCCACCACACAAGAGAACCACCACAGCACCUCGCCGCCGCCGCCGCCGACGAGGACGACGACGACGAUGUGGCGCUCACGAGCUCGCGCUCUCCUCCUGCUCCGCUCGUCCGUCCCCAGGUCCCCACCGCCGCAGCAAAAUCCACUUCGGAGCUUGAUCCGAGCCCCACCCCCGCCACCGCGCCGUCUCUCCCGCUUCCUCUCCUCCUCCUCCCCGGAGGCCCUGCCGGACGCCCCUUCCUCCGCUGCGGAGGCCCUCCCGGAUGAUCCCUUCGCCUUCGCGCCCGGCGGUGUAUCCGGAUCGGCUGAUCCCACCGAGGCCGACGAGGACAACCUGGCCGCGCUCUGGGAGGAGGAUGCGGGAGACGCCGACGACAUCUUCGUCUCCGCCGCCUCCUCCGACACCGCCGAUCCCGAAGCCAGGGACGAGGAGGUCGCCCGCGUCCGCGCCGUCGUGGAGUCCACCCCGGAGGACCAGAUCCCCACCGCCAUCGCCGACAUGGUCGUUGACUUCACCGAGCCGCUCCUAGCCGCUAUCCUCCUCUCCGCCGAGAACUGCUCUGGUAAAAAGCUACUCCUCUUGUUCAAGUCUGCCGGGAAGAACAACCCUGAUGUCAAGAGCCUUGCCAAUCUUGACAUCGUCGCGAGCAAGGUUGCUGAAUCCGCCGAGAUUGACAAGAUGGACGCGUACAUGCUCUGGGAUUUGGUGAAGGAAAUGGGCAGUGUGCCAGGAUCAUUGAGCACCCCACUGCUGAACAAAGUGCUAGCAAUGUUCUGGAAGCUUGAGAAAUCGAAGGCGGCGCUAGAGGUGCUUGACAAGUUCAGUGAGUUUUACUGUACUCCGGACGGCGACAGUUAUUAUCUGGCGAUUCAAGCGGCUGGAAAGAAGUCCAUGGUUGGUGCUGCAUGGGGAGUUUGCGAGAAGAUGAUUAGCUCUGGGUGCUUCCCUGAUGGGGAGAAGGCCGGUGAGAUUGUGACCUUCUUUUGCAAGGGGAAGAAGGUGACGGAGGCACAUUCAGUAUACCUAGCAGCGAAGGAGAAGAAGGUUCAGAUUCCUACGUCAUCCUUGGAUUUCCUUGUUGGUGCUUUGGCGAAGAAUGACGAGACCGUCUGUAUGGCUCUGGAGCUGCUGGAGGAAUACAAAGGAGAGUCUCUUAAGCAUGCAGGCAAGUCCUUUGCUGCCGUUAUACGUAGUUUGUGCAGGAUGAAGAAUGUGGAUGAUGCAAAGAAGCUGUUGAUGAGGAUGGUGAAUCUUGGCCCAGCUCCUGGUAGUGCAGUGUUCAACUUUGUCAUCACAGGAUUGUCUAAAGAGGGAGAAAUGGAGGACGCAAAGGAUAUGAUUAGGGUGAUGGAGAGCCGAGGGCUGCGCCCUGAUGUUUAUACAUACAGCGUGAUCAUGAGUGGCUACGCAAAGGGAGGCAUGAUUGAUGAAGCCCAUUCUCUACUUCGCGAAGCUAAGAAGAUCUAUCGAAAACUAAGCACGGUUUCUUAUCACAUACUGAUCCGUGGUUACUGCAAGAUGGAGGAGUUUGAGAAGGCCCUGGAGUGCCUAAAGGAGAUGAAGAAGGACGGGGUGCAGCCAAAUGUGGAUGAGUAUAACAAACUCAUCCAGUCGUUGUGUCUGAAGUCUAUGGACUGGAGAACAGCUGAGAAGCUCCUGGAGGAAAUGGAGGGCAGUGGACUAUACCUUAAGGGCAUUACCCGCAGCCUCAUAGUAGCAGUCAAGGAAUUGGAAAUGGAAGAGGUGGCAAAAGACAGCCAAGAAGCAUAGUUUCUCUAGGAUACGCUUGAAGUGACACAUCCGCUAAUCAGUUUUGGGGAAUUUGCCCUCUUUUGCCUCUCCGCAUCUCUGGUGAGGUUAUGAAAAACACCAUCUUUUGUACUUGUCUGCUUGUUGUUAGAUGCUAAAAUAAUAUUGCAUUUGUAGUAUAAAUGCUGGACCGGCAGGGAUGCAUAUUUAAUUUUGGUCUAGAGUUUCUGCUUCUGCAGAAGUAGAACCAUGAGAAUUUUCACGCAAAUUUUGAUCCAA
Molecule: messenger RNA, 2079 nt
Organism: Aegilops tauschii subsp. strangulata
Lineage: Eukaryota; Viridiplantae; Streptophyta; Magnoliopsida; Poales; Poaceae
Molecular function (GO): protein binding
Source: RefSeq, a predicted model, not a curated record